Messenger RNA from Dioscorea cayenensis subsp. rotundata (Guinea yam), 1438 nucleotides. Its product is annotated as glycosyltransferase BC10-like. Gene Ontology annotation, molecular function: glycosyltransferase activity. The transcript is spliced from 2 exons. Bases 134 to 1309 code for a protein of 391 amino acids. Gene Ontology annotation, cellular component: membrane. NCBI's taxonomy places the organism in Eukaryota, Viridiplantae, Streptophyta, Magnoliopsida, Dioscoreales, Dioscoreaceae. The record is from RefSeq and is a predicted model, not a curated record.
UUCAAUCUCUCGCUUUGGUUGCUGCUAAGAAUGCUCAUGGUCUUCUUCUUCAUUCGUUACUGAAAUUCAAAAACCCUAGAAUUUCUCUGGCGAAAUUCUCGGUUCUCUUUGAUUCUAUCGAGAUUCAAUCGAGAUGCAAUCUAGGGUUUUGACGCUGGAGGAUGGGAAGGAACCAUUGCAGAGGCCGCAGGCCAAAGCACUACCGAUGAGAAUCGUCAAAGUUCUCGCCUUUUUCCUAUGUCUCGGCAUCGUGUUCUCGGCCAUCAGUGUGUAUUUAACUCGCUACUAUGGUGUUUACAGCGUUGUUUCAAAGCCUCUGGUGGGUCUCCAGCCUUGCAUUGAAGCCAUGGAUGCUCUGACUCGGUGGAUCAAGCCGCCGUCCAGCUUGAUGCACACGAUGAGUGAUGAGGAGCUCUUAUGGCGUGCUUCGUUUGUUCCGAGGGUGAAGAAGUAUCCAUUCCAGCGGGUUCCGAAGGUUGCCUUUUUGUUCCUCACUAUUGGGCCUCUGCCUUUGGCGCCGCUGUGGGAGACCUUCCUCAAGGGGAACGAAGGGCUUUACUCGGUUUACAUUCAUUCUUUGCCGAGUUACCGAGCUGAGUUUCCAUCAUCUUCAGCGUUUUAUCAUCGGCAAAUCCCCAGCCAGGUGUCUGAGUGGGGGAAGAUGAGCAUGUGUGACGCAGAGAGGCGACUCCUUGCAAAUGCACUGCUAGACAUCUCGAACGAAUGGUUCAUCCUGCUGUCAGAAUCAUGCAUACCAGUCUACAAUUUCAGCACAAUAUACCAAUACUUCAUGAGGUCGAAUUACAGUUAUGUUGGGGCUUUUGAUGAUCAGGGCCCUUUUGGAAGAGGCCGCUACAACAUUCUCAUGGCACCCGAGGUUAACAUCUCACAGUGGCGCAAGGGCUCCCAAUGGUUUGAAGUGAACAGAGAACUUGCGGUCACCAUGGUAAGAGAUACCAUAUUCUACCCAAAAUUCGAAGCAUUCUGCAAACCUCAUUGCUAUGUGGACGAGCACUACUUCCCGACAAUGCUCACCAUCGAAGCACCUCACUUGCUAGCAAAUAGAACUGUAACCUGGGUAGACUGGUCGAGAGGUGGCGCUCACCCGGCCACAUUUGGGAGGGUUGACAUCACAGAAGGAUUUCUGAAGAGAAUUCGCGAGGGGAACACUUGUUUAUACAAUGACCAGCCCACCGAUAUCUGCCAUCUCUUCGCCCGAAAGUUUUCUCCGAGCGCACUGGAGCCUCUGCUACAAUUAGCACCCGGUCAUCUUGGCUUCGGUGAUCGAAGAGAAGAUCCGGGGACAUGAUCAAAGAUUAUAUAUAUACAAAACACCAUGUUUCGUCACUGACAAAAUACCGGCAUCCUAAUUUCUGAACUUCUUCCUGUUGUAUUGUAUUGUACAGUUAAAAACAGCCAGUAACUUGUUAAUUCUCUA